Messenger RNA from Glycine soja, 2017 nucleotides. Its product is annotated as tRNA(His) guanylyltransferase 2-like. The coding region runs from base 394 to 1926 and encodes 510 amino acids. The record is from RefSeq and is a predicted model, not a curated record. Gene Ontology annotation, biological process: tRNA modification. NCBI's taxonomy places the organism in Eukaryota, Viridiplantae, Streptophyta, Magnoliopsida, Fabales, Fabaceae. Gene Ontology annotation, molecular function: magnesium ion binding; tRNA guanylyltransferase activity. The transcript is spliced from 2 exons.
UUUAUUGACGGCCUGUAUGUUUUGUCUAUAUGGAUUACAUUUAUACGUUUUGGAAUUUUCUUGGAUUUUGGUUUGAUGGGGUUGGAGGAUACUGAAUUUGGUGAAAUAGGUCGUGGCUUUUUCUUUGGUGGUUUGAGGUUGAGCUAGGUGGUGAUUACUAUGUGUUUGUGAAUAUGCAUGAAAGAGAAAGAGAGAAAAUAAUUGAUAGAUUCAGAGAGAGAAGGAUGAAGGAGACUGUGAUAGUGUCAAUUCUGGUUUAGGAGUGUGUGUGAGGUUAAAACAUAAUUAGAAAGAGAGGGAAGAGAGUUGGUUUGUUGUCAAUUGUGUCAGGAUUCAGUCACUCCAAAAGCCUGUAGAAGCUUCACUCAUGAUGCUUUGUGACGGUGUUUAAGUAUGGCUAACAGCAAAUAUGAGUAUGUCAAGUGUUUUGAAGUUGAGGAUGAGGUCAUGUUUCCUAAUAUCAUUCUUGUUUGGAUCAAGGCCAGUAAACUCCAUAAACCUCAUGAUUUAAAUGCCUUGAAAUUGAUGAACUCUUGCGCUGUUGAAGUUCUUGAAGAGUAUGCAGACGUAGUCCUUGCAUAUGGGUUCAGUGAUGAGUAUACUUUUGUUUUCAAGAAGACCUCCAAGUUCUAUGAAAGGCGUGCAAGCAAAGUGCUAUCCAUCUUUACUUCUUUUUUCUCAUCCAUCUUUGUGAGAAAAUGGGAUGAAUUCUUUCCAUACAAGGAACUACAAUGUUCUCCUUCCUUCCAUGGGCGAGUCAUAGCUUGUGCAUCUGUAGAAGCUCUUCAAGUGUAUCUUUUGUGGCGGCAGAAUAUUUGUCAUUUGACUAAUCUGCAUGAGCAAUGCCUUUGGCGUCUUGUUGAACGUGGAAUGAAUGGGAAGGAAGCAUGGGAUUUCAUCAAGGAUUUUGACAAAGGUGAGCUAAACAAUCUUUUAUUUGAUGAGUUCAAUGUCAAUUACAAUACACUAGAGCCGAUAUUCCGCCAAGGGUCUUGUGUUCUGAAGACAAUCGUUGAGGAUAUUGUGAAGUACACAGAUAAUGGUGCUCCAAUUAAAAGGUGCAAAAGGAAGAUAAUCACAGUGCGUUCCAAGAAAAUAGCAAGUAAGAGAUUUUGGAAUGAGCAUACUGUUCUUUUGAAGGAGCUUGGUGGGUUUGUUGAAGAAAUUAACAAUGUGACUCCCGAGUAUGUGAGGUCCUUUGAAUUUGAUAGCAAAUUGAUGCCGUCUACAUGGAUUGUAGUUCGAAUAGAUGGAUGCCACUUCCACAGGUUUUCUGAGAUACAUGAAUUUGUAAAGCCAAAUGAUGAUAGAGCUCUUAACUUGAUGAAUUUGUGUGCAGUCGCUGUCUUAGAAAAGUUUUGGGAGGAUAUAGUCUUUGCCUAUGGGGUUAGUGAUGAGUAUAGCUUUAUUCUUAAGAAAGCCACUAAUCUUUAUCAAAGGAGAGCUAAUACAAUAAUUUCAGCUAUUGUGUCUUUCUUCACAUCCACUUAUGUGAUGAGAUGGAAAAACUUCUUCCCACAAAGUGAGUUAAAGUACCCUCCUUCCUUUGAUGGACGAGCAGUGUGCUAUCCAUCUACUGAGAUUCUACGGGACUACCUUUCAUGGAGACAAGUGGAUUGCCACAUCAACAAUCAAUAUAACUCUUGUUUCUGGAAGUUAGUUGCAUCUGGAAAAAGCAAAAGGGAAGCCCAAAAUAGUUUAAAGGGUGCUCAGUUGCAAAAGAAAAUUGAGGAAUUGGCUAUUGACUACAAUAAUUUACCAGUCAUGUACCGACAAGGAUCCUCGGUUUAUAGGGACAAGGUAGAUAUUGCUCUAAUUCAUCAGGAGAAUGGAGAGUUUCCUGAAAAUUAUGGAAAGGUUAUUGUAGGACAUAUUGACAUUAUUGGACCAACCUUUUGGUUGGAACACCCAAACAUCCUUGAUUAAUAACUGUAUGUGAAGUGUAGCAUUUAGUCUGCUAAUUACAAUUCUCUUACUUUAUUUCUUGCUGCUGAAUUUUUUGGUUGGUUUGGUUUAA